Messenger RNA from Camelina sativa (false flax), 1228 nucleotides. RefSeq lists its product as uncharacterized. The record is from RefSeq and is a predicted model, not a curated record. NCBI's taxonomy places the organism in Eukaryota, Viridiplantae, Streptophyta, Magnoliopsida, Brassicales, Brassicaceae. Gene Ontology annotation, cellular component: endosome; trans-Golgi network.
CUUUCUCGGCCUUUUGGCUAAGAUCAAGUGUAGUAUCUGUUCUUAUCAGUUUAAUAUCUGAUAUGUGGGCCAUCGGCUCACACGAUAUUAACUCUAUUUUUUAAGGGAGAAGGCCCAUUAGGAUAGCUUGCUAUCUGGGCUUUAACGAGUCGCCCAUGCGUUGCACUACUGCAAGGGCCUGGCUCAACCCGCCAAUCAUCUAGUCAAUUUUUAUUUCCUCUGAAUUAAUAAAGUUAAGUAAAUCAUAAUUAAAAUCAAAUAAAUCUGAAAUUACAGUCACUGACUAAAACAAAGGAAAAGCUUAAGAACAUGGCGAACCCUAGAAGAGGAGUGAUCGAGAACCAUAGAUUGUUGUCACCUUUAAUCAAUCUACUGAAGAAGCCUCAAGCGAUUCCUCUGCUUCUCUCUUUCUUCCUCUUCCUCACAUGGAUCACCCUCAGGUUACAGCACUCUUCCUCUCACGUCUCUUCGUCGUCCUCUUCACAUCCGAAAUCGACGCUGAAGAGUCAUCCCGAUUUGAAAACCUUCGACGAUGACGAUAAGGUUAAUCUGGUCCGGUUCGGUUUGGCGUCGCUCUCUCCUGUUCGGAAAGACGACCGUGGAUGGUUGCUUGAUCCCGUUAUCCUUGCUCGUGAUUCUCAGCUCAAAGGUGGAGCCUCCUCGUGUGUUUCAAUUCAUGUUGGUGAAAUCCGGCCUGGUGGAUUGAGGGGAAACCACCGACACCAUACCUGUAAUGAGACGUUUGUCAUUUGGGGAGCCAAGACAAGAUUCAGGCUAGAGAACCACAAGGUCGAAAAAGGUUACGCCGAAGUGUUAAUUGGAGAGGAUGAAGUAGCCGUAGCGGUUAGUCCUAGUGGCACGGCCCAUGCUCUAGUAAAUGUCGAUCCUGUGCGUUCUACUUUCUUCAUUGGUUGCCAAGACAGUGAUAUGCAGAACAACAGCUCCACUAGCGACUACAAAAUAUGGAAAGAUCUAUAAACCAAAGUGGGGUUAGUUUAGUUUCUCUUGUUCAUUCAGAUUUUCAUUGGCCUUUCUUUCUUUCGAGAUUAUUUGUAUAGAAUAGUCUUUGCUUUUUUUUUUCUUUCUUGUCAGUCAUACUUGUUACCGUGAGUAAAAACCUGAAACUUGCAACGUUUAGGGUUCAUUCAGUGAGUUCGUAUGUAUAUUUGUUGUUUCUUCACACUUGAAUUUGCAAUACAAGUAUCUGAGGGACAGUCUCAUUGCAAAA